This is a messenger RNA of Tarenaya hassleriana, 1556 nucleotides long. RefSeq names its product probable polygalacturonase. NCBI's taxonomy places the organism in Eukaryota, Viridiplantae, Streptophyta, Magnoliopsida, Brassicales, Cleomaceae. Bases 31 to 1464 code for a protein of 477 amino acids. Gene Ontology annotation, molecular function: polygalacturonase activity. The record is from RefSeq and is a predicted model, not a curated record. Gene Ontology annotation, biological process: carbohydrate metabolic process. The transcript is spliced from 5 exons.
CAUAGCAGAAAAUAGACUUCCUUCUGGCUAAUGGAGUCCUCUCUCAGAUCCAGAAAUUUGAAGAUGAUUAGGCCAAAACUAUUUGGUGCACUAGUGGUGGUUUUGGCUGUAAGUGGUUUUCCGGCGACGGAAUCCCGCCAGCCGAGCGCGGCGGCGGGGAUAGAAUAUUCAGCGUUGAACUGCCGGAAACAUACGGCCGUGAUUACGGACUUUGGGGCGGUCGGAGAUGGGAAAACUUCGAACACAAAGGCGUUCAGAGAGGCUAUAACCAAACUCGGCCAGUCUGCGGCCGACGGCGGAGCCCAACUCGUCAUCCCGCCGGGAAAAUGGCUCACCGGAAGUUUCAAUCUCACGAGUCAUUUCACUUUGUUCAUCCAAAAAGGUGCUACGAUUCUCGCUUCUCAGGAUGAAUCCGAGUGGCCAGUGGUUGCACCUUUGCCGUCGUACGGAAGAGGAAGAGACGCACCCGGACCAAGAUUCAGCAGUUUAAUCUACGGCACAAAUCUAACCGACGUGGUUAUCACCGGUAACAACGGAACGAUCGAUGGGCAGGGCAAGUCGUGGUGGGUCAAGUUUCGUAACGGAGAAUACAAAUCGAUCACUAGACCGUACUUGAUCGAGAUCUUAUUCUCCGACAACGUUCAGAUUUCGGACAUUACGUUGAUCGAUUCUCCGUCAUGGAACGUUCAUCCCGUGUACUGCAACAACGUUAUCGUCAAAGGCCUCACCAUUCUCGCUCCGAUCGAUUCUCCUAACACCGACGGAAUUGACCCCGAUUCUUGCAAAAACACUCUGAUCGAAGAUUGCUAUGUUGUAUCGGGCGACGACUGCAUCGCCGUGAAGAGCGGCUGGGACCAAUACGGCAUCCAAGUCGGUAUCCCGACACAGCAACUCUCGAUCCGAAGGCUCACGUGCAUCUCACCCGACAGCGCGGGGGUCGCACUAGGGAGCGAGAUGUCCGGAGGAAUCAAAGACGUCCGGAUCGAGGACUCGACGAUGAUCAAUACGCAAUCCGCCAUCCGGAUCAAGACCGCGGUCGGACGCGGAGGCUAUGUGAAGGACAUAUUCGCGCGCAAGAUCACCAUGAAGACGAUGAAAUACGUCUUCUGGAUGAGCGGCGCGUAUAAUCAGCACCCGGACGACAAAUUCGACCCCAAAGCAUUGCCCGUCGUGACGAACAUCAAUUACCGGGACAUGACGGCCGAGAACGUAACGAUGGCGGCGAGGCUCGACGGGAUCGAGAAGGAUCCGUUCACGGGGAUAUGUAUAUCGAACGUGAAGAUGACGUUGGCGCCUAAAGCCAAGGACCUGCAGUGGAACUGUACGGACGUGGCCGGAGUCAGCAACAGGGUCGAGCCGCCGGUGUGCAGUUUGCUGCCGGAAAAAGGGUCUCCGAUGGACUGUGAUUUCCCGGCGGACAAGAUUCCGAUCGAGAGUGUUGAGUUGAAGAAGUGUUAUGUUUAGAACCCUGACUUGUGUUUCCUGUUGUUGUCCUCUUCGAAGAGGUUAUUUAUUUUAAUCUGAAAUGAAAUUAUAAGAAUUCGAAUAUUUGUCAA